Ictalurus punctatus (channel catfish) is the source of this 1270-nucleotide messenger RNA. It is a transcript of the gene stx8, whose product is annotated as syntaxin 8. The record is from RefSeq and is a predicted model, not a curated record. Gene Ontology annotation, molecular function: SNAP receptor activity; SNARE binding. Lineage: Eukaryota; Metazoa; Chordata; Actinopteri; Siluriformes; Ictaluridae. Gene Ontology annotation, biological process: vesicle fusion; intracellular protein transport. Gene Ontology annotation, cellular component: SNARE complex; endomembrane system. The transcript is spliced from 8 exons. The coding region runs from base 160 to 900 and encodes 246 amino acids.
UAGUGACGUCACAGGAAAUGCGGAAGUAGCUCGUCGUUCAGGCUGUUUUGUUUUGUCUGUUAUCUACGGUACAAAUGGGUCGUUUUUAAAUUUAUUUUUACUUAUUUUUAGUUUUCUCCUUUCGGUUAAAUCUAUAUAAAUAAAUAAAUGAACUGAAAGAUGUCACAGGAUCUGUGGUUGCAGAACUAUGACGCCACGUGCCGACUUGCCCAGGAGAUCGCUGAGAACAUCCAGGAGAGGAACCGACAGCAGAGAACCGGCGGGAACCCGGCCAAGCUGAACAUGAGCCUGCGAGCGUCUCUGCAGAAACUGAAGCAGAACAUCACACAGCUGAGGGAGACACUCGCUCGAGCCUCGUCUCAGCGCCGCAUCAUGCAGAGUGAAGCGGACCGGCGGCAGAAUCUGGUGGACGAUUUGGUGACGAGAGAGAAGCAGCUGUUCAGCUCGUUCAGCCGAGACCCGAGCGCUCCAGAACCGUCACGGUCGACACUGCUGACGGGAGGAUUUGGGGCGGAGCCUGCACAGAAUCCGUGGCUGGUCGAUGAAUCAGAGGAGACGAAAGGACUGACGUUUAGAGAGAUCAAAGAGCAGCAGCAACGCAUCAUCCAGGCUCAGGAUGAAGGGCUGGACGUGUUAGCAGACGUGAUCAGCAGACAGAAGCGAAUGGGACAGGAGAUCGGAAAUGAACUUGAUGAACACAACGAGAUCAUCGAUGACAUCACACAGCUGGUGGACACGACAGACAGCCGCAUCCGCAAUGAGACACGCCGAGUCCAACUGGUGGAGACCAAAUCAGCUUCCUGUGGGUUGGCGGUUCGAUUCCCGGCCCACAUGACUCCACAUGUCGAAGUGUCCUUGGGCAAGACACUGAACCCCAAGUUGCUCCUGAUGGUAAGUUAGCGCCUUGCGUGGCAGCUCCUGCUACCAUUGGUGUGUGAGUGUGUGUAUGAAUGGGUGAAUGACACACAGUUUAAAGCACUUUGGAUAAAAGCGCUAUAUAAGUGCAGACCAUUUACCAUUGACAUACAUAUACACACACACACACCUAUAAACACAUACACAUAUAUACACACACACAAACACACACACACACACAUAACUGAUAAAGAACAAAUGAGAAUAAAUGACUUGUUUACAUCCUUUAAUUAUUUACACCGCCACUAGUGUAGAAGAAACACUGAAAGAGUGUGUGUGUGUGUGUGUGUGUAUGUGUGUGUGUGUGUGUGUGUGAGUGUGUGUGUAAACAGUAUCUGCACAUUAUUAAAAUGAA